GCUACUGGAUUCCCAUAGCAGUGCAAAGGCCUACCUUUCCUCACAUUUUAACAGGUUACAGAAUUUUAUUGUCACAGCCAAACGAGAGAAGAAGUGUUAAGCAAGAAAAUGGGCAGAAAGAAAUAUUAUAAGAAGAGUGGCAAAGGAUUGGUUAAUAUUGAAAUUCAAAUGGAUAGAUGGAAUGUAGUGAGGGAAAAGCUACAAAUUAUGCCACAUCAUGAAGUGGCUAAACUGCUGUUAGAUACGUACUUCAUAUCUACUGGUCUUAGUUCCAACCUGGAUCAAGCUGCUGAUGAAAAAAUCGGUGACACCAGUGGGCAGAUCCCCAAAAAGGAAGUGUUAAGCAAGAAAAUGGGCAAAGUGAAAAUAAGACCAAGAUUUAACCUAAGCGGCAAAGGAUUGAUUGACAUUGGUAUUCAAAUAGAUAGAUGGAAAAUAGUGCGGGAAAAGCUACAAAUGGUACGAAAUCCUGAAGUGGCUAAAGUGCUGUUGGAUACGUGA
This is a messenger RNA of Lingula anatina, 501 nucleotides long. RefSeq lists its product as uncharacterized. The record is from RefSeq and is a predicted model, not a curated record. Gene Ontology annotation, molecular function: DNA-binding transcription repressor activity, RNA polymerase II-specific; RNA polymerase II cis-regulatory region sequence-specific DNA binding. Gene Ontology annotation, cellular component: nucleoplasm. NCBI's taxonomy places the organism in Eukaryota, Metazoa, Brachiopoda, Lingulata, Lingulida, Lingulidae. Gene Ontology annotation, biological process: regulation of transcription by RNA polymerase II.